AUGCCUAUAAAUAAGCUGAUGUCGAGCAGUAUCUAUGACUAUAUUGACCAUAGCAUUGAGGUCCUUCACGACAAGUAUCAAGAGGAACAGGUUGAGGAAAAUGAUGCUGAUGCUGAUGAGGAAAAUGAUGCCGAUGCUGAUGAGAACAAUGAUGAUGGGUUAUCUGUUGGCAAGAAGCUAAGGCCAUUCUGUCACAAGGUGCUUGUCCACCCAUCACUGCAAAGCUGGAUUAAAUGGGCUCUACUAUUUAUGGUGUUUAGAGUCAAAAACCCAAUACAAUGGGCAAAUUUCUUAUCACUCAACAAACCAAUACGGCAGAUUCUUUACCACUACAAAACCCAGUUAAUGAAGCUAUUACGAGUGAAACAACAAAACAGGAAUGAAUUCCAAUUGCUAUUAAAGAAGUUUUCAAAUUUUGUAACUUGCACUUUUCUAUACAAGGCAACUUUGGAUAAUUAUUCAGUGCCCAAGGAUUAUUUUAUUGUCGAUUUUUUUAGCAACUACUAUGGCCAAUUGAACCCGCCUUCAAAGAGCCAAAUCUUGGUUGAGCCAAAAGUAUCAAAAUAUGUCAAGCUAUCUACUUAUAAAAAGUGCAGAUACUAUAAACAAUUGAGAUCUAUUUACGAGAAUAAAGAGUUUGUCAUUUUCCCCUUGUUAUAUGCUCAAAUAUUGAGUAAUUAUCUAACACCUACUAAAUAUAAACUUAACCAGCGGUACUUGUCGUCAUUCAUCAAGAAAAAUUUUUUAAACCCUAUAUGGAUCAACUUUACGUUGGGUAGAAAAUAUUAUAGAAUCGACUGGUUCAACCUACUAGUAACAUACCUUUUGCAAAAUUUCGUUUUGGGAGUGGUUAUUGCAGGGUACAAUUUUAAAGAGAUGCUACUAGAUAAGCUCUACGAAAUAAAACAUGGCAAAAGAUCGGCAGACUCACAGUCUUCAAUUUUGAGAAAUUAUCUAAUAUACUGCUUACACAGAUCAAAUUCAAUUUUAAACUUUAUUUAUUGUCCUAAUUUGCUAUCAAUCUUGCUAAUCAUAUUAACGGCUCCAAUAUUCAAGUUAUUGAACCCAUUAAGUGGACAAAUGUCACUUAAUACUUUACAAAGUUACUAUUUGAAGAACUCAAAGACGUUUUUCAAAACUUAUACCAAGUUGAUUGGGUUUACUGCUGGGUUUGUAACUAUUUGUUUGAACGCGUUGAUCUUAAUCCCAGAUAUAGGCUAUGAUAAUAUUGACUCAACUAGUGGUGGUGGUGGUGGUGAUGAUGAUGAUGAUUAUACAGAUUUUAACCAAAACUCCAUCAACCCGGUAAGAUCACUAUCCAAGGAAUUUUUGAAUAGUUUAAAUUUGUAUUUAUUCAGAGUGAUAUUACUUUCUAAAUGGAGAAUAACUAAAGAAAACCUUCCGCUUUUCCAAAAAGUCAAGAUGUCAACAUACAAUAGAAUUGAAACAAUAUUGAUGUGUUUUGGUUUUUUCAAAUUCAUGAAUUUGAAUGAUUUCAUCAAUGGAAAAAGAGCAGUUGAAACAGACCGAAUAUCAAAUGAUAAUAUGAUUAAAAUGGCACAAUUUGUAAUGUAA
Messenger RNA from Lodderomyces oxycetoniae, 1575 nucleotides. RefSeq lists its product as uncharacterized. NCBI's taxonomy places the organism in Eukaryota, Fungi, Ascomycota, Pichiomycetes, Serinales, Debaryomycetaceae. The transcript has a single exon. Bases 1 to 1575 code for a protein of 524 amino acids. The record is from RefSeq and is a predicted model, not a curated record.